AUGUCCAACUUUGACGUGGAUAUUGGUGCAAUGGACGAAGUGAUAUUCAGACUCCAAGGCAUAGUUAGCGACAAGAUGCUACCACCAAUGGCAAAGCCUGCUUCAACGGUCAAGCAACAACCAUAUUUACGUACCACCAUUGCUAUCACGGGACUCGGAGACAUUGUGUUCAAUAAGGUGAUGGAAAAGCUAGAAGAAGUUUUCCUCCGUUUUGCAAACAAUUUUCCCGCGGACAGCGUCAGCGGCUAUGACCCAGUUCUUUACAAAGACACGGGUUUUCAUCCCCUGGUCGACCCUGAUAACGUGUUGGCAUCCAUGGUAGGGGACAGUUUCAUCCACGCAAUCGAUAACAAGGUACAGUUUCUUUGUCGGGAGAUACUUCCUGACGGAACAGCCAGAUAUUAUUCUUAUAAUCCUGCCUCCAUACGAAUUGGAGACAUUGUCGAGAUCAGUGUUGCCUUUGUCGCAUUUCCUGCCCAAGGAAACAAGUACAAAUUUGUUGUCGCUCUUUGCGGAAUACUUGUCUUGGACCAGGAGGCAAGAGAGGUAAGCAAUGUUACAUUGAACAGUCUCAUAGCCAUUCAUAACUUCCAACAGAAAGCUGAUAUUCUCAGAAUGCGGUCACGCUAUACUCCAGCGAAAAGACAGGUUGCUGUUUUGUGUAGGACAAAGAGGCAGCUGUACAAAGGUCAGAUUGACAUUGAAGACACGCAACAGAGGAUGGCACAUAUGCGCUUAAAUGAGGACACAGUCCACAAUAGCAAUACUAUGUCCCAAGAUUAA
This is a messenger RNA of Psilocybe cubensis, 783 nucleotides long. RefSeq lists its product as uncharacterized. The record is from RefSeq and is a predicted model, not a curated record. NCBI's taxonomy places the organism in Eukaryota, Fungi, Basidiomycota, Agaricomycetes, Agaricales, Agrocybaceae. The transcript has 4 exons. Bases 1 to 783 code for a protein of 260 amino acids.